AUGGAAGUGAGCCGCGCAGCCAUACGUGGCAUCAGGGAGAGCCUGAGCACGGUGCAGGGAAGCCUGCUUCGGCUGGAGGUGGUGGUGCUCCUGAGCGCGCUGAUCCUCGCCGUCCUGGUGCUCUAUGGCUCGGCGAACCGCCGGAGCAGCGACAAGCUGCUCCGCGGCGCCAUGUGGAUGGCCUACUCCAUGUCCUACGUCGUGGUCUCCUACGCCGUCGGGAUCAUCCAGGACGGGCCCUUCCGUGGCGAGGCGUUCGUGCUCUGGGCGGCCGCGCUGCUCCUCAUCCAGGCGAGCGCCUACUCGGCGCCCGUGCACAGCCGCCGCGACGUCGACCAGCGCAAGAAGCUGCUGCUGCAGCACGUCCUCCAGACGGGCCUCGUGCUCUGGCUCAUCGCCAACGCCACCGGCCGCAACGCCAGCUACCGGGCCGCCAUCUGGGCGUUCUGGGCGCUCAACGUGCUCAAGACGGCCGCCAAGAUCGCCGAGAUGAUCGAGACCAGCCGCCCCGACAUGUCCGUCAAGGUCGUCGCCGACUACAUGGCCGUCGAAGAGGACUCCACCUCCGGCGACGAUCAGCCGCCUGACCCCGCCACCAUGCGAGGGUACAGGUACAUCUUCCACGGCGAGGAGGUCAUGGAGCCCGUCGUCCACGACGGCGUCCGCCACGCCCGGGAUAACAUGCUCUCCCAGAGCACCGACAUGUCGGUCGUCACGAUCGACCAGGUGUACCGGUGGAUCGAUGAGCAGCCGUACAGCGAUUUCGAGAAGGACAGGGCCAGGGACUUCUGCCUCGCGUUCGCCCUGUUCAAGCUGCUGAAGCGGCGGUUCUACGGGUACGUUCCCGCGGAGGCCGGCUCCGACAAGGCGCGCGACCUUGUCCUGAUCGGGCUCAUCCACGCCGGCGCCACCGGCCCCGACGCCGCGUUCCGCGUCGUCGAGGCGGAGCUCGCCUUCCUCUACGACUUCUUCUACACCCGGAACAUCGUGCUGUUGGGGGCCAGGACGUACAUCUGCGUCGCCGUCGCCGUGGCGGGGCUGACCAUGUGGACGGCCUUCUUCGGCACGCUGGGCCCCGGCUACCACCGCCCCCACCUCGGCGUGCGCGACCUCGACCGCGCCGUCACGGUGCUCGUCGUCGUGAUCACCGCGGGGCUCGAGGUGUUCCAGGCGGUGGCCGGCUUCUCCUCCAACUGGAGGUACGUCAAGACGGUGUACCGGUGCGUGCGCGACGGCCGGCCGUGGUCGAAGCGGCGGCGGAGCCACCUCUGGUGGAAGGAGAGCAUCACGCCGCCGACGACCCGGUACUGGGAGGAGAAGGCCGGCCAGUACGUGCUCCUGAAGCGGUUCCGCCACCGGCCAUGGAACCUGCUCUCGUGGCUGACGCUCUACCUGGUGGAGCCGCGGCGGCAGGGCCAGAAGCGGGGCCGGAGGAAGCCGCUGCCGCCCGAGGUGAGGCGAGCCGUGCUCCUCUCGCUGAAGCAUAGCCACUGCCAGCUCAGCAACGGCGUCAGGGCCCUGCGGAAGCAUCAUCUGCUGCCGCGCCUGGCGUGGGCGUGCAGGCUCCCCAGGCUCACCGACCAGAUCCUGGCGUGGCACGUCGUGACCACGGCCUGCGAGUGGUAUUACGACGGCGGCCGCCCGGCUGGCCGGGCCACCGCCGGCGACGAGCAUCACAGGCUCACCGCGACGAUGCUGUCCAACUACUGCGCCUACCUGGUGGCUUUCGUGCCGGAGAUGCUGCCCGACCCGAGCAACAACGCCGAGCAGAUCUUCGACUCGGCGGUGCAGCAGGCGGGGGACCACUUCGACGGCUGCACGACGGCGAGCGACAUACUGCACAGGCUCGAGCAGAUCGAGGCGGCAGAGCUGCCGUGCGUGCAGGAGGGCGGCACGUACGAGAGUGCAGGGAGCGCCACCGUGAUCGAGCGGGCGGCGGUGCUGUGGGGGCAGCUCAAGUGGGCCGUGCCCUCCGACGCGCGGCGGUGGGAGGUGCUGGCGGAGUUCUGGACGGAGUUCCUGCUGUUCCUCGCGCCGUCGGACAACGUGGACAUCCACGCCGAGAUGCUCGGCGCGGGCGGCGAGUUCAUGACGCAGCUCUGGGCGCUGCUGUCUCACGCUGGCGUCCUGGAGCGACCGCCGGUCAUGCAUCGGCAGGAUGGGCUGAGUGGCAUGCUUGAUUUCCCGGGUCAGCGAUACUGA
Messenger RNA from Setaria italica (foxtail millet), 2202 nucleotides. RefSeq lists its product as uncharacterized. The transcript has a single exon. The record is from RefSeq and is a predicted model, not a curated record. The coding region runs from base 1 to 2202 and encodes 733 amino acids. Lineage: Eukaryota; Viridiplantae; Streptophyta; Magnoliopsida; Poales; Poaceae.